Lactuca sativa (garden lettuce) is the source of this 1374-nucleotide messenger RNA. Lineage: Eukaryota; Viridiplantae; Streptophyta; Magnoliopsida; Asterales; Asteraceae. The record is from RefSeq and is a predicted model, not a curated record.
AUGGCCAACAUUGCGGACCUCUCAAUGGAGGCAUACAAGAAGAGAGUUCGAGACGACACUGGACUGGGCCUCAUGCAACCCACCAUUCCCGCCACUGCAACUUUUGAACUCAAGGGGCAUAUACUUACCGCACUAAAGGAGGUUCCUUUCCCCGGAAAGGAUCAUGAAGAUGCUUACAAGCAUCUAGAUGAAGUGAAUGAGAUUGCCGGCUACUUUAACAUCCCAAAUGUGCCAAGAGAAACUGUAUUGUUACGAAUUCUCCCUGUCACUUUUAAGGGAGCCGCAAAAGAUUGGCUGAAGGCAUUACCACCAGGCGCGGUAACAACAUGGGCACGAAUGCAUGAACUAUUUUUGGAACAAUUUUGCCCACCAUCCAAGGUAGCUAAGCUCAAAAAGGCCAUCUCCAACUUUGAACAACAAUUGGGGGAAUCAUUAUAUGAAGCUUGGGAAUGUUAUAAAGGUCUAAUAAGGAAUUGCCCCCAAAAUGACCUAAAUGUGCAGCAAGAGGUCUCGAUCUUUUAUGAUAGGGUGAAUGUCACCACCCACCAACUUCUUGACUCUCAAGGCCCUCUUACUAAGAAAAAUCCGGCGGAAAUUAAGCAACUCAUCGAAGAAUUCUCUAAACACUCUAGAGAAUACCAUAAUCCAUGGAAUGAUGUGACAAGGGGUUCGGAAAAUGCUGCUUCGGAGGAUAUGUUAGCGGUAAUGGCAAUGUUGCAAAGCAUGGAUAGAAGAAUGACUAAAAUGGACCAAACAAUCCAUGUUAUUCGGGUUGGGUGUGAAAACUGCAACGGGCCACAUUUAACCAAGGAAUGUGACCUAGAUGAAAGUGGAAACCGGAAGGUCCAAGCUUGCUACUCAAGUGGGGAUCGUCUAGACGAAGACUGGAGAAAGCCUAAGAAGUGGUUGCCCUAUGAUGAGUAUAAAAAGGCCAAGGAAGAAAAGUAUGAACAAAGAGGGAGGGGCAUUUACCAAAGAGAAGAACCAACGGUUGAGAAGAAAUCUGAUUUUGAGAGUAUGCUCACUCGAUUUGCAGCAGUAUCUGAACAAAGGCAUGAGGUAACGGAAGUAACAAUUAAAGAGAAACAAUUAGCAAUCAAAGAGCAACAACUUAUGAUGAAGGAACAAAAGGAUAUGAUGAAAAACCAGCAAGCACUCUUGAGAAAUCAGCAAGCUUCGAUCCUAAAUAUAGAGAAACAACUUGGGCAACUAGCUACACAAUUCAAUGAAAGAGCACUAGGAGGACUUCUGGGAAAUACCGAACAAAACCCAAGAGGAGCACACAUCCAAGCCAUCACCACUAGAAGUGGGAAAAUUAUCACUCACUUAACCCCUAUUGAAAGAAACGAACCGGAAGCAGAACAGGAAGGAUAA